This is a messenger RNA of Anopheles nili, 1865 nucleotides long. Its product is annotated as ATPase WRNIP1-like. The coding region runs from base 1 to 1737 and encodes 578 amino acids. The transcript has 2 exons. Gene Ontology annotation, biological process: DNA-templated DNA replication; regulation of DNA repair; DNA repair. Gene Ontology annotation, cellular component: nucleus. The record is from RefSeq and is a predicted model, not a curated record. NCBI's taxonomy places the organism in Eukaryota, Metazoa, Arthropoda, Insecta, Diptera, Culicidae. Gene Ontology annotation, molecular function: enzyme activator activity; single-stranded DNA helicase activity; ATP hydrolysis activity.
AUGGCAAACACUAGCGCUUACGAUGCCGCCCAACCAUCAACCAGCUCUCCGAGGGUAGCUUGUCCGAUUUGCGACAAAUGGUUCUCGAUCGAUCAGAUCGAGGAACACGCGGAAGAAUGCCUUUCGCGUAGCAGUUCACGUUCGGACAGCCCAAUUCUCGUAUCGGAAGCUGUCAGCACAUCACGUCCUCUCUCUUCCAAUCAAAACAAGGAUCAAAAGCGGCACUUUAGUAUUUUCGAUCCCAGUCCGGCCCCCAAGCGAUCACGUAUAGAAGGUUCCCAAAUUGUAACGUCCAGUCCAACGGCUCAACCACGACCAGAAAUAAUCAGCAACCUGGAUACAGAUGAGGAGGAAAAGGUUGAAAAGGAAUCGAAACAGGUGGCCAAAACUUCGUCCCAGCCAAAACGCCACGAGGCAACAAUACCGACGCAUGUGGUGGACUCAACCGUGCCACUUGCAGAACGAGUCCGUCCAUCUGAGAUCGAGGAUUUCGUCGGGCAAGAGCAGAUUAUCGGACGGAACACGAUUCUCCGCACGCUGUUCGAGACGGGCACCAUACCGAGCAUGAUCUUGUGGGGUCCACCCGGCUGCGGUAAAACAACGUUGGCGAACAUAAUCGCCAAACGUUGCAAACAAAACGAGGGAACCUUUCGCUUCGUGAAGCUCUCCGCCACGAUGGCUGGGGUGUCAGAGGUAAAGGAAGCAGUCAAAGUAGCAAAGAACGAGGCAAAAUUCAAGCGUCGAACGAUCCUCUUUAUGGACGAGAUACACCGCUUCAAUAAACUGCAACAGGACAUAUUUUUGCCGCACGUUGAAGCCGGCACGAUCACGUUGAUCGGUGCCACAACGGAAAAUCCCUCCUUCAGUCUCAACUCUGCUCUGCUAAGUCGGUGCCGGGUAAUCGUGCUGGAGAAACACUCCGUCGAGGGCAUGAUGCGGAUCUUGGAGCGGGCACUGCCAGAGUAUUCUACCGUGAAGGUCACAGACAACAACAAUACGAACGAUUUGCCAGACUUUAGCAAAUUGUCGUUUAUUCCUCGGCUGAUAAUACAGGAUGACACCAUGCGCUGGCUCGCCGAAACCUGUGACGGAGAUGCACGGAUCGGACUGAACAGUUUGCAACUAGCGCUUCGAGCAUCCGCCGCCCUGCUCGCAGAGGACGCAUUGGUACCAAAGGUGAUAUCGCUGGAGGACGUACGGGAGGGCAUAAAGAAAUCCCAUCUUCUUUACGAUCGGAAGGGAGAUCAACAUUAUGACAUCAUCUCUGCGCUGCAUAAAUCCAUUCGGGCCUCAGACGAUAACGCUGCCUUAUAUUGGGCCACACGAAUGAUGGCGUCCGGCGAGGAUCCCCGGUACAUCUGUCGCAGGAUGAUACGCAUGGCGAGCGAGGAUAUCGGUAUCGCGGACACAAACGCCCUACAGGUGGCCACCGCAACACUCGCGGCCGUGCAGUCAGUCGGAAUGCCAGAGGCAGACUGUAUAAUUGCACACUGUGCCGUCUAUCUGGCUCGGGCACCCAAGAGCCGUGAGGUGUACGAUGCAUACAAGCGGUGCCGCGCUUCCAUUGACCAGUGGAAAGGACCGAUGCCAGGAGUGCCAUUGCAUCUACGCAACGCACCCACAAAACUCAUGCAGGAUCUGAACUAUGGCACCGGAUAUAAUUUGCUACACAAGGACGAGUCCGGGCUUACUUACAUGCCGGAGGGGAUGGAAGAUGAGCGAUAUUUCUCUGAAUAAGUGACGUACGAGUAAAUCGCAAUAUUGUUUCUUUAUUUUGCUUUCGAUUGUUAAGUAUUGCUUCUUUCAUGCUUUUUGGGGCCAAGCCUACGCACAUACCGUGCCAUCUUGCUAUUGCAAAAAUAAUC